AUGCAACUUAAACCUGAAUAUCUUCAAACUCCAAGAUAUAAAGCCCUUAUUGCUCAUUGGAUUGAUGGUGGUGAUAAUACUUCUCUUCCAUCAUACCCUGGUGAGCUUCAAUAUGAAUUCAAACUUUUGGUCCGUGGAUCCCGUGAUGGUUUCUCUGCGGCUACAUUCCAUGAUAGAUGUGAUAAUCAAGGACCAACAGUUACUCUUUUAAAAGUUAAUAAUUCAAAACAUGUAAUUGGCGGAUACAAUCCACUUUCUUGGGGCUCUACAAAUUCAUGGCGUUAUACACGUGACAGUUUUAUAUUUCAAUUCAAUAUUGAUUACAAGAAAAAAAUGGUUGCUAAACUUGGUAGAGUAAUUCCAGCAUGCUCGCAAUACGCCAUUAGUGAUUCACAAUAUAAUGGACCAUGUUUUGGAGAUGGUGAUUUAUGGAUAACUGAUGAUUUUAAUUUAACAGGAAGUUGUAGUUGUAAUAAGGAAAGUUACGAACAAAGUGUUGGUGAUAUGUUUCACAGAGAAAGUUGGGAUAGCUGGAAUGGAAAAAAUGGAACUUUUGCAGUUGAGGAUUACGAAGUUUUUCAAGUUAUAAAAUUAAGGCUGAGCGAUCAAUAA
Molecule: messenger RNA, 612 nt
Organism: Racocetra fulgida
Lineage: Eukaryota; Fungi; Glomeromycota; Glomeromycetes; Diversisporales; Gigasporaceae
Source: the annotation of a GenBank genome assembly